AUGGCAAGAAAAAUUAAGAUCUACUUUGUUUUGAAGUUCAUUACUAGUGGAGCGCUUUUCGAUAAAAUUUCAAGCAAUGCAAGAUUAAAGGAAGAUGAAGCGAGGAAGUACUUCCAACGGUUUAUUAAUGUUGUGGACUAUUGCCAUAGCAGAGGAGUUUAUCACAGAGACCUUAAGCCAGAGAAUUUGCUUUUGGAUGCAAAUGGUGCUCUGAAAUUGUCUGACUUUGGAUUGAGCGUUCUACCUCAGCAAGUCCGAGCGAGCAUUGAUAUAUACUGUGGCCCCUGA
Thlaspi arvense is the source of this 288-nucleotide messenger RNA. NCBI's taxonomy places the organism in Eukaryota, Viridiplantae, Streptophyta, Magnoliopsida, Brassicales, Brassicaceae. The record is from the annotation of a GenBank genome assembly.